Molecule: messenger RNA, 2145 nt
Organism: Punica granatum (pomegranate)
Lineage: Eukaryota; Viridiplantae; Streptophyta; Magnoliopsida; Myrtales; Lythraceae
Source: RefSeq, a predicted model, not a curated record
AUGGAACAAACUAAUCCUUCUUCCUCUUCAUCUUAUGGAAAUGGAGUCAAGAGCUUUGUCAAAUCACUGACAAUGCUUCUCGUCACGAUCAUACUGUUGGGUUACUUGCUUGUUUGGGUUAUGAUCCCGACCAACACAUAUUAUUUGCACUGGUUUCCGAUUGUUCUGUCGAAAACUAAUUCUACAUACUUUGGAAAGCAAGGAGGAAGCAUAUUGAUCUACACAUUCCCAAUCCUAUUAGUUGCUGCCUUGGGAUGUCUCUACCUACAUUACGGAAAACAUGAUGCCAGAAGUGGCAGUUGGGAUUCGUGGAGACGGCCCGUGAUAGUGAGAGGACCUCUCGGUAUCAUUUCGUGGACCGAGUUGUCAUUCUUAGUGAUGUUCGCGGGGCUCCUGGUCUGGUCAUUUUAUUCUUACAUGCAUUCAAUGUUCCGGUAUGCCCGGGCAGAAGCCACGCAACAUGGGAUCUCAGUGUCGGAAGCAAAGCUAAAGAGCUCCGCUCUGUUGCUGGGCCUCAUCGGUAACAUGUGCCUGGCAUUACUGUUCUUUCCGGUAACGAGAGGAUCAUCAGUCCUACGACUCAUCGGCCUCACGUCCGAGGCAAGCAUCAAGUACCACAUAUGGAUCGGCCACACGGCCAUGACUUUCUUCACAGCCCACGGCCUCUGCUACGUCAUCUUUUGGGCCAAAACCCGUCGCGUUUUAGAGGUGCAGAUGCUGAAAUGGGACAAGGUCGGAGUCUCGAACUUGGCCGGAGAAAUAUCGCUGCUUGCUGGGCUGGUGAUGUGGGCCACGACGUUCCCUCGUAUAAGGAGAAAGCUAUUCGAGCUCUUUUUUUACACUCACUACCUAUACGUUGUGUUUGUGGUCUUCUUUGUUCUCCAUGUCGGGUUGUCCACUGCCUGCACGAUGCUUCCCGGGUUUUACCUCUUCGUGAUUGAUCGUUACCUCCGGUUCCUGCAAUCUCAGCAACAGGUCCAGCUGGUCUCUGCUCGCAUUCUACCCUGUCGAGCCAUCGAACUUAACUUUUCCAAGUCCCCAGGACUAAGCUAUACUCCGACGAGCUCUGUGUUCGUGAACAUCCCCACACUAUCAAAGCUGCAAUGGCACCCUUUCACAGUGACCUCGAGCAGCAGCACAGAGCCCGAUAGGCUCAGCAUCCUCAUCAAGAGUGAAGGGAGUUGGUCCAAAAGCCUGUAUCAGAGACUCUCCUCCUACAACCCCGCUGAAAAUCUGCAGGUCUCCGUUGAAGGCCCUUAUGGCCCUCCCUUCACCGACUUUCUGAGGCACGACAAGCUGGUCAUGAUAAGUGGAGGAAGCGGCAUAACUCCAUUCAUCUCAAUAACGAGGGAGCUCCUCCACAGGGCCAACACAGCCUGUGAAAAGACUCCGAGGCUGCUCCUUGUAUGUGCCUUCAAGACAUCCCUUGACCUCUCCAUGCUCGACCUCCUCCUCCCGGUUUCUGGCACAGCUCUUGAUGGUUCCCGCCUGGAGAUACAGAUUAAAGCCUUCGUGACAAGAGAGACCAAUCCUGCAGGAGAAGAACAGAGUCCCUUUAGGACCAUCUUGUUCAAACCCAGUUUGAGAGAUGCACCAAUUUCUGCAGUCUUAGGCCCUUGGAGCUGGCUGUGGCUUGGGCUGAUAAUCUCAUCAUCAUUCAUGAUAUUCCUACUCUCUAUCGGAUUCCUUACGCGAUACUACAUACAUCGAAUUGAGCACAAACCCAACAAAGCUUACUCUGAUUCUUCGGGAGCAGCUCUAUACAUGAUGUUCAUCUGCAUCUCCAUAGCCUCAACAGCAACUGUGGGAUUUCUCUGGAACAAGAGGCAGAGUGCUCAAGAAAUCAGACAGGUUCAGAGUACAGAGACGCCUCCAAUGACGUCCCCAAGCCCAGUCUUCCAUGACAUGGACUGGGAGCUAGAAAGCCUUCCUCGUCAAACUUUGAGCAAAGCCACUAUGGCGCACCAUGGGAAACGACCAAACCUGAAGAAGAUUCUUUUGGACUGUGAAGGAUCAAGCAUAGGAGUUCUAGUUAGUGGCCCGAAGAAGAUGAGGCAAGAGGUGGCAGAAAUCUGUUCCUGUGAAUCAGCACAUAAUCUGCACUUCAAAUCCAUCAGCUUCAGCUGGUAAGGUGAAGGGAAAUGG